AUGAAGGUUCCACUAGCAUCCUUGUCCUUGGGGGCUCUGUUUACCUUGCCAUCGGCCCUCGCUGGACUGAAUAAUGUCGGAGAGCAAGAGCCUCUAAGACCCCCCAUCGACCCGCUCAAGUACAAGGCUGCAUGUCCCGACUACAAGAACUAUGCGAUGCGACCACACCCACCGUAUAGCGCAGGUCCCAUGGAACUACCCUUCCAACGGCCAUCCAAGUACUGCCGAACCUUCGAAUCGCCUCUCGUCGAGAAGGUCAUCGAUGACAUGAAUGAAAAAAUAGUCGACAAGGACCUUGCUCGUCUGUUCGAAAAUGCCUUCCCCAACACAUUGGACACAACGGUACGCUGGCACGUUGAUGGGACUGUGAAGCACAAGUCCUCAAGACGAAGCUGGGACCCAGCAGCGUGGAAGGGCGCGCAAAGCUUCAUUGUCACAGGAGACAUCAACGCCGAAUGGUUGCGCGACUCUACAAACCAACUAGCGCAGUAUCAGCUGCUGGCCAAGAAAGACAAGGACAUACACCAGCUCAUUUUGGGAGCCAUCAAUACACAGGCAGAGUACGUCAUUGGCUCACCCUACUGCAAUGCCUUCCAGCCCCCUCCGCCGAGUGGGCUGAGACCGACCUUCCAAGGUGAUGGCGACAACGUACAUCCAAACUACGAACAGUCGUUCGUCUUCGAAUGCAAGUACGAACUCGAUUCGCUUGCGCAUUUUCUCUCCUUGUCCAAUCAAUUCCACAACCACACCGACUCCACAGACUUCAUCAACGGCCGCUGGCUGCUUGCUCUUGACACUUUGCUCAACGUGCUCCAGCAGCAGUCGAAGCCUACCUUCAACGAGGAGACAGGCGCAUACCAAGGCAACGAAUAUACAUGGCAGCGCCAAACCAACAUCGGUACCGAAACACUCAGCUUAAGCGGUCUCGGCAACCCGCUCAAUGGUGGUACAGGGCUCGUCCGCUCUGCUUUUCGUCCCAGCGACGAUGCCACAAUCCUUGGCUUCUUCAUUCCCGCCAAUGCCAUGAUCGCCGUGGAACUACUGCGCACAGCUGUCAUUCUCAAGAAAGCAGGAAAGAAACACAUUGCAGCAGAAGUGCAGACUUGGGGCGAGAAAAUCCAGAAAGGUGUCUGGGAACACGGCGUCGUGACGCACAAGAAGUAUGGCGAGGUUUUUGCCUUUGAAGUCGACGGCUACGGGUCUUCCAUCUUGAUGGACGAUGCCAACCUGCCCUCUCUCCUCGCUCUACCUCUCCUCGGCUUCACAGAUGCAGACAAUAAAAUCUACAAAAACACCCGUAAGAUGAUACUCGAAAAGAACGGCAACCCAUAUUACCUUACCGGUUCCGACUUUGCGGGCAUUGGCGGCCCUCACGUUGGUGUACGAAAUGCUUGGCCUAUGGCUGUCCUUGUGCAAGCCAUGACCUCAGACGACGACGAAGAGAUCAUGACAUGCCUUGCUGCGGUCAAGAAUGUGAGUAGCUUGGGUCUGGUGCAUGAGAGUGUAAAUGUGCAGUCUGGGAAGUCGUAUACACGCAGUUGGUUUGCAUGGGCGAAUUCGGUCUUUGCGCAGACCGUGUUGGACUUGGCGCAAAGGAAGCCACAUUUACUCUUUGGUAAGGGGGUGGAGGCGUACACUGUUGGUUGA
This is a messenger RNA of Alternaria burnsii, 1647 nucleotides long. Its product is annotated as glycoside hydrolase family 125 protein. Bases 1 to 1647 code for a protein of 548 amino acids. Gene Ontology annotation, biological process: carbohydrate metabolic process. NCBI's taxonomy places the organism in Eukaryota, Fungi, Ascomycota, Dothideomycetes, Pleosporales, Pleosporaceae. The record is from RefSeq and is a predicted model, not a curated record. The transcript is spliced from 2 exons.